Molecule: messenger RNA, 1791 nt
Organism: Sclerotinia sclerotiorum 1980 UF-70
Lineage: Eukaryota; Fungi; Ascomycota; Leotiomycetes; Helotiales; Sclerotiniaceae
Exons: 6
Coding region: 1-1791 (596 amino acids)
Biological process (GO): transmembrane transport
Molecular function (GO): transmembrane transporter activity
Source: RefSeq, a predicted model, not a curated record
AUGACGGAUGAAAAAUUACCACCCACGACAGCAUCGUCUGCUUCAAGUACAAUGCAUGAGAAAUCUGACGCAGAACAAGCAAAUCUGGAACGCGAAGCUAUGACAACAUCGGGUGCUGGAUCGACGGAAAAAACUCCUCAAGCUAUAACUUCGGUUCAGGAAGGGGACAACAAUAACCCGAUAGAGUUAAAUAGGACGAGAAGUGCAGCGGACGUACAACAAGAGGAGUUGAACAGGGUUAUGACAAGUGCAGAUGGUGUAGAAUAUCCAACUGGUGUCAAGUUACAGUUGAUUACGUUGGCAUUAUGUUUAUCGGUUUUCUUGAUGGCAUUGGAUAAUUCCAUUAUUGCAACAGCUAUUCCUAAGAUUACUGAUCAAUUUCACUCAUUGGACGAUGUUGGUUGGUAUGGAUCUGCAUACCUUCUCACUACUGCUUCCUUCCAACUUCUUUUUGGGAAAUUCUAUUCAUAUUUCUCAAUAAAAUGGGUUUACCUCAUCGCAAUUGGUAUCUUCGAGCUCGGUAGUUUGAUCUGUGGAGUUGCGCCAAAUUCGGUUGCCUUGAUCAUCGGUAGAGCUAUUGCUGGUUUGGGAAGUGCUGGAAUCUUUUCAGGUGCUUUGAUUAUCGUCGCAUAUUCCGUACCUUUGAUCAAGAGACCGAUGUUUACUGGGUUCAUUGGAGCUAUGUAUGGUAUUGCCUCUGUAGCUGGACCAUUACUUGGAGGUGUAUUCACUGAUAAAGCAACUUGGCGUUGGUGCUUCUUCAUCAAUCUUCCUAUAGGAGCUGUCACUGUUAUUGUUAUCUUGAUUUUCUUCAAAGCUCCCGAUAGAGCAGCUGUUGCGGAACUUCCAUGGAAAGAGCGUGUAAAGGAAUUCGAUCUUCUCGGUACCGCAUUCUUCAUUCCAGCUAUCAUCUGCCUAUUGCUCGCACUUCAAUGGGGUGGAACCAAAUACCAUUGGGAUAAUGGUCGUAUCAUCGCACUCUUCGUACUCUUCGGAAUACUAAUAGGAGUAUUUAUCGCCAUCCAAUUCUGGAAAGGAGACAGCGCCACCGUACCACCCAACAUCAUGAAGAAGCGAAGCAUGUGGUCAGCUGCAUGGUUCUCUUUCUGUCUCGGAUCAUAUUUCCUCCUUCUAAUCUACUAUCUUCCUAUUUGGUUCCAAGCCGUCAAGGGUGAUUCGGCUGUCAAAUCUGGUAUUUCUAACAUACCAAUGGUGUUGACAUUGGUAAUUGUUAGUAUCAUCUCUGGAGUUGGUGUCACAACAAUCGGUUAUUACGCACCAUUCAUGAUCAUUUCUUCAGUAAUCGCAGCAAUUGGAAUCGGUCUCUUAACCACCUUCAAACCUGACACCAACCACGCAGCAUGGAUCGGCUACCAAUGUCUCGCUGGUAUCGGUAUCGGCUUUGGUAUGCAACAACCUCUCAUUGCAUGUCAAACCGUCCUCGAUAUCUCACAAGUCCCAACCGGUACCUCCGUCAUCAUCUUUGUACAAACCCUUGGUGGAGCCCUCUUCGUCUCUAUCGGUCAAAACAUCUUUACAAACAAACUUUCUGAAAAUUUGGCACAUUUUGUACCAGAUUUAGAUCCUGCUGUUGUUUUAAACACAGGUGCUACUAGUAUCCAGAAAGACAUCGCUCCACAAUAUUUGGCCGGUGUAACGAUUUCUUAUAAUAAUGCAUUGACGCAAUCAUUCCUGGUGGCGGCUGUUAUGGCUGCUCUGACUAUUAUUGGUAGUCUAGCCGUUGAGUGGAAGAGUGUCAAAGGAAAGAAAAUUGAGAUGGCGGCUGCUUAA